Helianthus annuus (common sunflower) is the source of this 1937-nucleotide messenger RNA. Its product is annotated as heat shock cognate 70 kDa protein. Gene Ontology annotation, cellular component: cytoplasm. Gene Ontology annotation, molecular function: ATP-dependent protein folding chaperone; misfolded protein binding; heat shock protein binding. The transcript has 5 exons. Gene Ontology annotation, biological process: protein refolding; cellular response to unfolded protein. NCBI's taxonomy places the organism in Eukaryota, Viridiplantae, Streptophyta, Magnoliopsida, Asterales, Asteraceae. The record is from RefSeq and is a predicted model, not a curated record. The coding region runs from base 216 to 1820 and encodes 534 amino acids.
UAUUGUUACACCCCGGCUCAUUUUAGCAGCCCUCGGUGCAGUUGUAUUGCCCUUGGGUCACUCACUAUCAAUCAUCGUUUCAGUUUUUGUUUGAAAACCCUUCCUCCGCUUCGUCUCUUGGCGUUCACAGUGCAGGAGUUGUUGAGUAAUUUGCUGUCUAACUUGGACUGGAUUUCUUCUCAAAGCGAACAAUCGCUGUUUUACAAGUUUCCAAGAUGUCGAGAAGUGUUAAAACAACUCCAGUAGGUAUCGAUCUUGGAACAACGUACUCGUGUGUUGCUGCUUGGUUUGAUCAACACAACCGUGUUGAGAUCCUUCCUAACGAACAGGGUAACGCCAUUACCCCGUCAUGUGUGGCAUGUAACGAUAAAGAACUUUUAGUAGGUGAGGGUGCCAAAAAUCAGAUUACCAGGAACCCGACUAACACGGUUUUUGAUGUUAAGCGUGUAAUGGGGAGCAGAUUCGGUGACAUUAGAUUGCAGAAAGACAUUGAAUCAUGGCCUUUCAAAGUAAUCAAAGGAUCUAAUGAUAAACCAAUGAUUGUACUUGAACACAUGGGUGAAAACAAGGAGUUUUCAGCUGAGGAACUAUCUUCCAUGAUUCUAAAGAAGUUGAAAGAGGCAGCUGAGGCAUAUCUUGGUACAACGGUUAGAGAUGCAGUUAUUACGGUUCCUGCAUAUUUUAGUGAUAAGCAACGACAGGCAACAAAGGAUGCUGGUACACUUGCUGGUCUCAAUGUCAUGCGCUUGAUCAAUGAGCCCACAGCAGCUGCAAUUGCCUAUGGUCUAGACAAGAUUGCAGACCCAAACCGUCCACAACAGAAAAACGUCUUUGUCUUCGAUUUAGGUGGAGGGACAUUCGACGUGUCACUUCUUACUACCAGCAAAGACGGAACCAUAACCGUUAAAGCUGUGGGUGGUGACACUCAUUUGGGUGGAGAGGAUUUUGACAAGACGUUGGUUGAUUAUUGCGUACAAGAAUUUAAGAAAAAACAAAAGAAAGAUAUCAUCAAAAGUGCAAGAGCAAUGGGGAGAUUGAAAGUUGCUUGUGAGAAAGCAAAGAGGGACCUGUCUUCAACGGCUGAAACUUCAAUUGACAUCGAUUGCUUGUAUGAUGGAACUGAUUUUUCAAUGAAGAUCACCCGCGCGAAAUUCGAGGAUCUGAAUGCUGGGUUUUUUAAGAAGUGCAUUGAACAUGUUGAAAAUUGUUUAAAGGAUGGUAAUAUGCACAAAUAUAACAUGGAUGAUAUAGUCCUUGUUGGUGGGUCGACUAGGAUUCCCAAGGUGCAACAAAUGUUGGGUGAGUUCUUUGGCUCGAAAGCACUCUGCAAGAGCAUAAACGCUGAUGAAGCUGUUGCUUAUGGUGCAGCAGUGUUGGCUGCAAACUUAAGUGGUAACGGCAAUAAAGCUGUGAAGGAUUUGAUACUCUUAGAUGUAACCCCUUUGUCCCUUGGUAUCAGCGCUAACGAAGGAUAUAUGAGUGUUAUAAUCCCAAGGAACACACCAAUACCCACCAUGAAGGAAAGUAUUUACCAUACAUUGUACGACAAUCAAGUAGCACUCGUAGUGCCUGUGUAUCAAGGUGAGUGUGCUGAAACGAAAGACAACAUCUUCCUAGAUAAAUUCACUCUUUAUGGUGUUCCACCAGGUCCUAAAGGUAAAGAAAAAAUGAAGGUUUGCUUUAGCAUAGAUGUCAAUGGUAUUCUUGAUGUCUCAGCUGAGUUGGUAUCUACCGGUAAUAAAAGAAGUAUAGUAAUCGCUGGGAGUGGAAAUGUGUCCAAGGAUGACAUUGACAAGAUGCUGGAAAAGGUUGGUCAUUAGUGUCUUUACUUGCUAGAUGUUAUUUUGUUUCUUAUCAACUCCAAAUUCUAAUAUGUGUUGGUUUAACUAUGGAUUUAUGUAAUCAUGUUGGUGCAUUGGUUUAUCACAACAGACACA